Coprinopsis cinerea okayama7#130 is the source of this 849-nucleotide messenger RNA. RefSeq lists its product as hypothetical. The coding region runs from base 1 to 849 and encodes 282 amino acids. The transcript has 7 exons. The record is from RefSeq and is a predicted model, not a curated record. Lineage: Eukaryota; Fungi; Basidiomycota; Agaricomycetes; Agaricales; Psathyrellaceae. Gene Ontology annotation, cellular component: SAGA complex.
AUGGAUAGACGACGAGGUGGCCCAUCACGGCUAUAUUCUGAAGGGCGCGCCAACAGGUUAAUAUCCACAUGGCCCACGGACGAUGAUCUACCCGGAGAAGGCUGGAAGAGCCUUAAAGAGAACUACAAGAAACUCUCGACUUCAUUGGAUGAAGUUCGAAAGAAUGCGGACGCUGAAGCUCAAUUACUUCACGUUGCUCUGGAGCACCUUGAGGUUCUUAUGGCCUUAAGGAAGGCACCACCCGAACAGAUUACAGUUGCAGAUAAACGAGCUAAGCGAGCGCCUCGAGCUUCAUCUCCUGCUGGUACGCCCACACCAGGGCAAACUCAAAGCUCGAGUCGGGGGGUCUCUAUAACUCUUCCCCCGCGAACGAGCUCCGUAGGGCCGUCCAAUAAGAAGAGGAUACAUCCGCUGCAAGGCGGUCGUAAAGUCGCAUUGUGGAACAGUCGGGUAAACCCCAACUCUGAAGAAGACUGGAUUCUUGCCAUCGUCAUCAGAGUUGUUAGCAGUGAGAAAGGGAAAUACGUAUAUGAAGUCCGAGACGCUGAAGAGCAGGAAGGCUCGCAGGCUGCGAGCUUCACUGCUCCUCAGAAGUUUGUGAUCCCACUUCCGGAUCCCAAAGCAUCUUCUCUACACGAGUUUCCAGUGGGUUCGACAGUUCUAGGACUGUAUCCUGAUACAAGUUGUUUCUAUCGUGCCGAGGUCAUGGCUACUCCCAAGCAGAUGACGGCCUUGUCCGGGGCCAAGCAACCAAUUUACAAGCUCAAGUUCGAGGAUGACGACAACCAGGAGCACGCUGUAUCGGCAGAGUGGGUGGUUGAACAUCCCCACCCGUCCGCACCAUCCUGA